Notolabrus celidotus (New Zealand spotty) is the source of this 1662-nucleotide messenger RNA. RefSeq names its product hydroxy-delta-5-steroid dehydrogenase, 3 beta- and steroid delta-isomerase (gene hsd3b7). The record is from RefSeq and is a predicted model, not a curated record. Gene Ontology annotation, molecular function: 3-beta-hydroxy-Delta5-steroid dehydrogenase (NAD+) activity. NCBI's taxonomy places the organism in Eukaryota, Metazoa, Chordata, Actinopteri, Labriformes, Labridae. Gene Ontology annotation, biological process: steroid biosynthetic process.
GUUUAUAAAGAGAGGUGUCUGACGCACAGCACGUCCGUCACUUCUCUCUCUCUGUGUGACAGGCUCUCAGCAUGUCUGAAAACCAGCCGGGGCUCGUGUAUCUGAUCACAGGGGGAUGCGGUUUCCUAGGGAAGCACCUACUGAGGAUUUUGCUGGAGAAGGAGGACAGACUGCAGGAGAUCCGGAUCUUUGAUAAACACAUAGACUCGAGUCUAAAUGAGCUCAGCACAGAGUCGACAAAGGUGGUGGUCAUCCAGGGGGACAUCACAGACUACAGCAGCGUCCUGGAGGUCUCCCGGGGGGUGGAUGUUGUCAUCCACUCAGCAAGCUUGGUGGACGUCUGGCACAGAGUCCCGGAGACCAUCAUCCACUCUGUCAACGUCACAGGAACAGAGAACGUGAUCAACGCCUGUGUGGAGUGUGGCAUCCAGUCGCUGCUCUACACCAGCAGCAUGGAGGUGAUCGGUCCAAACGUCAAAGGAGACCACUUUGUCAGGGGCAAUGAAGACACACCUUACAAUGUGUACCACACCAUGCCGUAUCCAAAGAGCAAGGCGAAGGCAGAGACGAUCGUACUUGAAGCUAACGGCGCCGAGGUGAAAGGUGGAAAGCGUUUGAACACUUGCUCUCUGAGGCCCACGGGGAUCUACGGCGAGGGCCACGAGUUAAUUAAAGAUUUCUACAAGCAGGGUGUACAAAGAGGAGGUUUGAUCAUCGGCGGUGUUCCAGAUGAAACGGAGCACGGGCGAGUCUAUGCAGGCAAUGUGGCGUGGAUGCAUGUCCUAGCAGCACGAGCCCUGAGAGAGCGCCCACAGACUGUCGGAGGGGAAGCUUUCUUCUGCUAUGACGACUCACCCUACGAGAGCUAUGAGAAUUUCAACAUGCUGUUCCUGUCUGCGUUCAACUUCCGGAGGGUCCGCAUGCCCUUUAUGGUGCUCUGGUUCCUGGCCGUGUUUAAUGACAUGCUCCGCUGGAUACUGAGCCCCUUUACUAACUACACGCCGUUGCUGAACGGUUACACCUUCGCCGUUGCUAGUACCUCCUUCACUGUGUCCACAAAUAAAGCCCUGCGUCACUUUCAGUACCGACCUCUGUUCAACUGGGAGCAGUGUCAGGCUCGUACACAGUCAUGGGUUGACACAUUUCCCAUGGAUAAACCCAAAAACUCUUAAUGUUACCUCAACUACUGCAACACACAUCAGAAGCUACUCUGUAGACACACAGGACUCCAGCGUAUGUGUAAUAAUGGAGUGCAUAGAGACGGCUUGGAGCUUACAGUAUUUAUGGUGGAAAAUCUAUUGUUGUAUUAAUGUUCAUACUCAAGUGUAACAGGCAUAGCAUCGUUAUACAGAUACCAUAAUAAAAGCUUUUGUUCUGAUGAGGCACAUCAACUCAAACAUUAGAACUAUAAACAGGAGCUGCGUGUAAACGCGCCGUUAUCUUGAAUGAUCAGAAGUUAUAUCCGUAUUAGAUAAAUGCAGAAGUAUACAUAACUUAAUUCUGACAGUGUUCAAACCACGGACAAGCUUUAACUACAUGAAUAAGGAUUACACUUCUGUAUUUUCUUAAUAUAUAUAAUUUUCAGAUUUUUUUAUAAUAGCAUGUUGAUAAAUGUACAUUAAAUGUUUUUUGUAAUUUGUAUUAAAGCUAAUUUAUUAUAUA